AUGGUCUUCGUCGACAACAAGCAAGUGUCCAGCAAAGAGGAGGAUCGCCUCAAGGAGGACAACGAUCGGAAGAAGUACUGGAAGAAAUGGGGACCCUACACCGCUGAGCGACAAUGGGCUACCGUUCGCGAGGACUACUCCGCCGAUGGUGAUGCCUGGAGCUCUUUCACCUACGACAUGGCCCGCAGCCGAGCUUUCCGCUGGGGUGAGGACGGUAUCGCUGGUGUUUCGGACACUCACGGCCGCAUGAACAUUGCCUUUGCUUUCUGGAACGAGAAAGACGGCCACCUCAAGGAACGUCUCUUUGGUCUCUCCAACCCUCAAGGUGUUCACGGCGAGAGCAUCAAGGAGUGCCAUUUCCACCUCGACAACACUCCUACCCACUCAUACAUGAAGUUCCUCUACAAGCUUCCCCAAGAAGCUUUCCCAUACGAAGACAUCAUCAAGGAGAAUGCCCGAAGAACGAAGAAAGAGCGAGAGUACAAUUUGAUCGACACUGGCAUUUUCAAGGAUAACAAGUAUUGGGACAUCUUCAUCGAGACUGCAAAGGAGGAUGACAAUCCGGAUGAGCUGUUGUUCCGUGUGACGGCGUACAACCGCGGUCCCGAGCCAGCAAAGUUGCACAUCCUCCCUCAUGUGUGGUUCCGCAAUACGUGGGCAUGGGGACGUGAUUCGUACAAGCCUAGCAUCAAGCAGACUGAUCCUCUCACGUCUCACAUCGAGCACCGCGAGAUUGGAGAGCGCUUCUUCCAGUGCUCGCCUUCGCCCAACAGCUGCGGUAACGAGGCCGAUAUCGAGCCUGAAUUCCUCUUCACCGACAACGACACCAACUUUGUUGACCUCUGGGGAUCAAAGAAGAACCAGACACCAUACGUCAAGGAUGCUUUCCACAAGCGUGUGGUCAAGGGUGACAAGAAGGCUUGUAACCCGGAGAAAGUCGGAACGAAGAGUGCAGCAUGGUAUGCCUUCGAUCAGAACAAGGGUGUAGCUCCUGGCGAGUGCGCCGUCAUUCGUAUGCGAAUCUCCACGAAGAAGGACGAUGGUUAUCUGGAUGAGGAGAAAUUCGAUCAAGUCAUGGAGGACCGUCUUGCCGAAGCGGAUGAGUUCUACUUCAAGAUGAACCCCAUGCCCAUGUCCGACGAUCUCCGCAAUAUUCAACGCCAGGCGCUGUCAGGAAUGAUGUGGUGCAAACAAUACUACCACUUCAUCUGGGAUCAGUGGGCGAAUGGUGACCCAGGCAUGCCACCACCUCCGCCGGAGCGAAAAUCCGUACGCAACGCCCAAUGGAAGCACAUGCAUUUGGAUGAUAUUCUCUCCAUGCCUGACUCCUGGGAGUAUCCGUUCUUCGCUGCAUGGGAUAGUGCCUUUCACUGCAUCCCGCUGUCCAUGAUCGACCCGGCUUUCGCCAAGAAGCAGCUCGAUCUGUUCACGCGCGAGUGGUACAUGCAUCCGAACGGACAACUGCCAGCGUACGAAUGGAAUUUUGGCGAUGUGAAUCCUCCAGUCCACGCUUGGGCGACUUUCCGCACAUUCAAGAUUGAGCGCAAGAUGUACGGUCGUGAGGAUCUCGACUUCCUCGAGCGCGUCUUCCAGAAAUUGCUCAUGAACUUUACCUGGUGGUGCAACCGCAAGGAUUUCGAUGGCAAGAACGUUUUCGAAGGAGGCUUCUUGGGUCUCGACAACAUUGGUCUGUUCAACCGAUCGGAUCCUCUGCCCACUGGAGGUAAGCUGGAGCAGGCCGAUGCCACUGGUUGGAUGGCAUUCUACUGCUUGAGCAUGUUGAACAUUGCGCUUGAGCUUGCCAAGCACCGCCGCAUCUACGAAGACAUUGCGUCCAAAUUCUUCGAGCACUUCGUCCUCAUCUCCGACGCCAUGCAGUACAGGGCCGGCAGUGAGUCGAAGUCUCUGUGGAAUGAUGAGGACGGCUUCUACUACGAUGCGAUCUCCUGGGGUGGUCCAUACUCUCACCAGAUGCCAGUCCGCUCCUUGGUUGGCCUCAUUCCAAUGUACGCCACGCUGACGCUGGAGCCACAAGUCAUUAAUAGAUUCCCGUCAUUCAAGAAGCACAUCGAGUGGUUCUUGAAGAACAAGCACGAGGUGGCAUCUCGCAACAUUGCCAGUAUGACCAAGCGUGGCAAGGACGAUCGGCUGCUGUUGUCUCUGGUCAGCGAAGAUCGUCUCCGAUCGCUUCUCAAGUACAUGUUGGACGAGAAGGAGUUCCUCAGCCCGUAUGGUAUCCGAUCGCUGUCCAAGCACCACAAGGAUCAUCCAGUGUCAAUGGACGUCAACGGUCAAACAUACUCCGUCAGCUACAUUCCCGGCGACUCCGACAGUGGUCUCUUUGGUGGCAACAGCAACUGGCGUGGACCGACCUGGAUUGCCGUCAACUUCUUGCUCAUCGAGUCUCUCCUCCGAUUCUACAUGUUCUACGGCAACACCUUCAAGGUGGAGUGCCCGACUGGCUCCGGCGACUUCAUGCACCUUGGACACGUCGCAGAGGAGGUUCAACACAGACUGCAGCAUUUGAUGGCUGCCGAUCAUACCGGUCGCCGCGCUAUCCACGACGGCAACGAUAUGCUCGACUUUGAUGCUCACUGGAAAGACAAUCUGUGGUUCUACGAAUUCUUUGACGGUGAUUCUGGUCGUGGACUUGGUGCUACUCACCAAUGUGGUUGGACUGGACUCAUGGCCAAGAUCAUUCAAGACACUGGUGUCAACUGCCGCCUCCCUCAAACUCCUCGCUCUCCUUCCGUCGCAGCCGCGCACUACUUCGACGACACCUUCUCCCGCCAACGUCGCGCCUCCCUCGGUCCCCGUCGCCCUACCGGCCUCGCCCGAUCUCUCACACGUACCCGCUCCAUUGGCGCACGCAGCGAUUGGGGCAGCGCAACCGGGGAAACCACACCUGGAGACAACACAGCCGCUCCCACCGAGAAUGGCGAGGACGAUGAUGAUGACGACGGCGAGACUUCAGGUCAAAACGGCAAGCCCGCCCGCCAAUGGACCAUCUACCGCGAGGACGGCGACCCGAACGUCGGCAAGCCAAAACCAGAAGACGACCCAGAUGAUCCAAUCAACCGAUAUGUGCAGGAUCAAUUGGCGCGCAUCAAGAGUCACGAGAGUGCUGAGAUGGCGGAGGAGUUGGCGGCGCAGAAUGAUGGUGCGAAUGAUGAGUUGUGA
Zymoseptoria tritici IPO323 is the source of this 3180-nucleotide messenger RNA. RefSeq lists its product as uncharacterized. The transcript is spliced from 4 exons. The record is from RefSeq and is a predicted model, not a curated record. Gene Ontology annotation, molecular function: Glc3Man9GlcNAc2 oligosaccharide glucosidase activity. Gene Ontology annotation, cellular component: endoplasmic reticulum membrane. NCBI's taxonomy places the organism in Eukaryota, Fungi, Ascomycota, Dothideomycetes, Mycosphaerellales, Mycosphaerellaceae. Gene Ontology annotation, biological process: protein N-linked glycosylation; oligosaccharide metabolic process. Bases 1 to 3180 code for a protein of 1059 amino acids.